CCUGAUGAAUUAUGGAGAAAUGUAGUACCAGAAAAUAUAUUGAGACCGGACGCGAUAGCUUUACAAAGUUAUAGAGAAAUUCAAGUAAAUGAACUACCAGAAGAACAAAUAAUUAUUGAAGAAGAAGAAGAAUUCGAUCAACAAGAUGUUUUAGAUUGUCCUAUUUGUCAUAUAUCGUUACAUCAAGGAGGAGAUCAUAUAUUACAAAUAAUGAGACGAAAUCGAGAUCAGAGAUUGAAUUUGGAACGAGCUAGGAUACGAAUGGAAGAAAGACAAAGAGAUAUGGAUAAUAUUCCACAAAUAAGGGAGGAUGUGGAUGUGAUUGAUAAUGUACAACAAAUAGUUGUAGUAAAGCAGCCACCACCACUACAACAAAAUGAAGAUAGAAAUAUGGAUCCGCAAGAUUUUACAAGAUGUUCUAUUUGUAACACACCUUUAAGAGAAGCUAUGAAUGGUAAUCCAGAAGUAGUGAGGCUUUGUAAUAAUCAAAGACAUAUGGCUCAUAUGCAUUGUACAAUUAGAUGGUAUGAUAGAGACGGUGUUGAUACACAUUGUGUUAUAUGUGGUUUAAAUUUAAUUUUACCAUAUGUUCGAGUAAAUAGAAAUCAAGUAUUACAAUAUGAUACAGAAAGACAAAAUCGUAGAUUGAAUAUUGAGAGACGUGGAAAAGAACGUAUGGAAUUAGCAGUACAGAGAAGACAAGAAAGAAUAGCAGCAGCGAAACAGAGAGAUUUACAUAAUAUUCCACAGUUAGAUAGGGAUAGAAAAAUAAAUUUAGAUGAUAAUCAAAAUAGGUGGCAAGGAAGAUUACGAGUUGUAGAUAUGUUUGGAAAUGUCAUAAGAAGAGUUAUUAAUUGA
Dentiscutata erythropus is the source of this 858-nucleotide messenger RNA. NCBI's taxonomy places the organism in Eukaryota, Fungi, Glomeromycota, Glomeromycetes, Diversisporales, Gigasporaceae. The record is from the annotation of a GenBank genome assembly.